CCAAGGGGAGGAGGGAGGGGGAGAUGGGAUUCUUCUAAUUGCUAUAUAAGACAGCUUAGUUAACUCACAUUGAUCAUCAAACUUCAAGCUCGGCAAAUAAACCUCCUUUGUACUAAAAGAUCAAGUGCUCACAGUCCACUCACCAUCAUCAUGGCUUGCAUGCAGAUGUCCAGGAGCGAAGCUGAAAAGAUGAAGUGCAACAACGGUUCUCAGGGUUAUUACUCAUCCGAUUGCAAGCAAGAGGUGCACCAAGCAGCUGGAUGUGCAGUGCCCCAAGCUGGGAACCACAACAUUGGAGGCAGUGCUGGAUGUGGGACUAACCAGGUUGGUCACAACAUGGGAGGCAACCACUCUUCAGGCCACAAUGGCCAUGCCAUCCAUAGCUCUGGCCACCAUGGCCAUGUCAGCCAUAGUUCUGGCCACCAAGGGCAUGCCAGCCAUGUGAGCCACGGCUCUGGCCACCAUGGCCAUGCCAGCCAUGUCUCUGGCCACCAUGGCCAUGCCAGCCAUGUCUCUGGCCACCAUGGUCAUGCCAGCCAUAUCAGCCACGGCUCUGGCCACCAAGGCCAUGCCAGCCACAGCUCUGGCCACCAAGGCCAUGCCAGCCACAGCUCUGGCCAUCAAGGCAAUGUCAGUCACUGCUCUGGCCACCAAGGCCAUGCCAGCCAUGGCUCUGGCCAACACGGCUGUGUCAACCACAGCUCUGGCCAUCAUGGAAUCAACUAUGGGAAGAACUGCUAAACAAGCAAAACUCAGCAAUUAGCCCCAGCUAACUCAAGACCAGAAACUGGGGAUUCGAUGCUGCUGAUUAACUUAUAAUUAUGUUUAAAAUAUAGUAUUUCAAAAAUAAUGUCCAACUACUAGCAUAGCUAAGCAGCAUUUCCAGGUGGAUAUGGUUCAGCGAGUGUUAUGCAAGAAUGGACCAAUGUCGUUAUUGUACUAUGCGUUUUGCUUAUGAAUGAACAGUGUGUUAUGCACUAAUGUCAAAAA
This is a messenger RNA of Spinacia oleracea (spinach), 990 nucleotides long. RefSeq lists its product as uncharacterized. The record is from RefSeq and is a predicted model, not a curated record. Lineage: Eukaryota; Viridiplantae; Streptophyta; Magnoliopsida; Caryophyllales; Amaranthaceae. The transcript has 2 exons. Bases 151 to 741 code for a protein of 196 amino acids.